AUGCUCAAGAUUAUUGUCGCAGCGGUCGGCUUCACGAUGCUGCUCGCGCUUCAGGGCGUUGAGGCUAGCGAACUUGCCGGGGAGAAGAUGGUAGAGAGCUUCGUGGUGACGGGUGCGGACAUACACAACACGUUGCCCGUUCGUCAGCUGUCGAUGAUCAAGGAGGCGCACGAAGCCAACGCCUCGCCUAUGAUGCGUCAAAUAUUCGCAUGGUUCUUCCCAUUCGGGCCAGCCUGGAAUAGCAUCCUCGCCACGUUCUACAUCUCGUCCGUGCCCAACUUUAUCCUGGCUUUCAUCCCCGCGCAAAUCAGCUCGAACACGCUGAACACCAUGACGGCUUUCGCGACUGGCGGCCUUCUGUCAGACGUGUUUCUCCACCUUGUUCCGCACUCCUUCAUGGGGGAACCUUCCGAGGGCGACGACGGGGUUCGGUUCGUCAUGGUUGAAGAGAAACGUAACAUCCUUGUAGGACUUGGUAUAUUCAUUGGAUUUGCGUCGUUCUUCGUGAUGGAGAAGACUUUGCGCGUCCUCGGCGGCGGGGAGGAUAGUCACGGACAUGCACACGAACAUUCGCAUUCUCAUGGCCCGGACGAAUCGGCGGCACACUCGUCCGCUAUUGAAGAGAAAAACAAGGACGGAUUGCGUGCACGAGGUGCUAACCCUGCCAAUGGCGAUACCUCCAAGGCCGAGGAAACUACCGAAACCGUGCACCAGACGUCGAAACUGUCCGCGUACCUCAACUUGUUCGGCGACUUCGUGCAUAACAUCACCGACGGGCUCGCCAUGGCCGCGUCCUUCUACUCGUCGCCCCUCAUAGGGGCUACUACUGCUCUCGCCUGCUUCGCUCACGAGAUCCCACACGAGAUCGCCGACUACUCCAUCCUCGUCCGCAGCGGGUUCACCAAGGGCCAGGCGAUGAAGAGCCAGUUCCUUACCGCGGUCGGCGCCUUCAUCGGAACGUUCAUGGGCAUCGGUAUUCACAACCUGUCCAACAGCACGGAAGAGAGUGGCGCAGACGAUCUAGGCGCCGCCGUGCGACAGGCUGCCGCGGGCAUCCUGGGCACUACGGUCAGCUUGGGUGAUCUGGUCAUCCCGUUCGUCGCGGGCGGCUUCAUGUACAUCGGUGCGGUCGCCGUCUUACCCACGCUGCUGGCCGAGAGCAAGAGCGUCUCGCAGGCCCUGAGAGAGUUCGGAGCGAUGGCGUUCGGGGUGCUCUGCAUGUUUUUGGUCGCGUGA
Molecule: messenger RNA, 1236 nt
Organism: Punctularia strigosozonata HHB-11173 SS5
Lineage: Eukaryota; Fungi; Basidiomycota; Agaricomycetes; Corticiales; Punctulariaceae
Product: ZIP-like iron-zinc transporter
Exons: 10
Coding region: 1-1236 (411 amino acids)
Biological process (GO): zinc ion transmembrane transport; intracellular zinc ion homeostasis
Cellular component (GO): membrane
Molecular function (GO): zinc ion transmembrane transporter activity
Source: RefSeq, a predicted model, not a curated record